This is a messenger RNA of Racocetra persica, 211 nucleotides long. NCBI's taxonomy places the organism in Eukaryota, Fungi, Glomeromycota, Glomeromycetes, Diversisporales, Gigasporaceae. The record is from the annotation of a GenBank genome assembly.
AUGGUGGUUUUUGAACGUGUUCAAAAACCACCAGAACGAUCGACAAACACACCGUACGAUGGUUCUCACAAAAAUAACCAUAAAGGAUCAUAUGCAGGUAUUGGAGUUUGUUAUGAAAAUGGAAGUAAACAAAUUACCGAACCUCUACCGGGAGAUUUACAAACAAACAAUCGUGCAGAAUUAUAUGCAGUAAUUCGUGCAUUAGAAACAU